Molecule: messenger RNA, 988 nt
Organism: Triticum dicoccoides
Lineage: Eukaryota; Viridiplantae; Streptophyta; Magnoliopsida; Poales; Poaceae
Exons: 2
Coding region: 108-638 (176 amino acids)
Source: RefSeq, a predicted model, not a curated record
CGUAUUCCGCAUUUACGUGUUCGCCGGAACGGCUCUUCUUUAUCCUCUCGCCGGGCAACCGACGCCGUCCACUCCGGCUUCGCCAGUUCGCCUCCUCCGCCGUCGCCAUGGCCGACGCUAAAUCCCAAGGCCGAGCAGCGACUACCGCUCUCAGUUCCACUCCCACUCCCACAUGGGCGGAACGGACCGAGGCCCUAACGCACAUCCUGACCCACCCCUCCCACUCGCCGUCGCUCCACUCGCAGCUCUUCCUCGCGUCCCGCGUCCCGUGCCCACCUCGGGGCUCCUCCUACCCGCCCUUCCUCUGCCCCGGCGCGUCGCUCCUGCGGUGGGCACUCACCUCCGUCUUCCUGCCCCGCGCGGCCCGCCUUGGCCUGCCGCCUUCGUCCUGGCGCUCCCGGUGCCCCUUUCAGCUCCCGCCGCCGCUCGUGCCCUCCGCCGGCAUCGAGACGGCACCGGAGCGGUGGAGCGAGGCCGAGCUCCGGGGGUACGCGCAGCGGCGGCGGGCUCGGAGGGGGCCCAUGAGGACGCGACCGCCGGUGUCCAUGGCGGGGGUGGUGCUGACGACCGUGCCCAACAUCGUGAUCAUCGUGGUCAUCAUGCGGGAGCUCUUCUGGGUCCGGCCUGGCCGUUUCUGAGCCAUUCAGGUGCAGGAUCACGAGGCACAUGGAUCUCAUCUUCUCCAUCAAGCAUAUGGGUCAUACUAUGCAUUUUAGGGUGCGUCGCGUCGCUGGCUCCUACUAUCCUGUCAUCACAGUAGCUGGCGUUCCUGAGUUUGAUCGCUUGCCAUAGUCAAUGCGCUUACAUGUCAAGGGAAGCUGCCUUGUGUUCCACCACCGGAAGAUUGGUACAUCCAGCCCAGUAGCGGUCGUUGGCCCAGUCAGUUAGUAUUGCUCUAUCCUCAAUUCCUCAUCAGUUAUUUCUUGUUCAACAUUUUACCCGCAAUAUACGAGCUCCAAAAAGGAUGAAGUGAGGGGAAGGUUUACAA